AUGCAGAUUCAGACCGGGAUCUUGAAUCCUACAAGAUUCCAUACGUCAGUGAUACUCUACAACCUUGCUCCAUUGAUAUAUUCUUCGCCGAGCUCCGACUCGGAGAUCGUGAACCGCCGUGCCGAUGUCAUUCCCAUGGGUCAUAAUGGCUUCGACCAUAUCGAACAACCCCUGCUCAAGACUGAUAAUGGAGAGUAUAUACAUUGA
Molecule: messenger RNA, 207 nt
Organism: Fusarium venenatum
Lineage: Eukaryota; Fungi; Ascomycota; Sordariomycetes; Hypocreales; Nectriaceae
Source: RefSeq, a predicted model, not a curated record